Molecule: messenger RNA, 2018 nt
Organism: Xyrichtys novacula (pearly razorfish)
Lineage: Eukaryota; Metazoa; Chordata; Actinopteri; Labriformes; Labridae
Source: the annotation of a GenBank genome assembly
GGGGGCGUCAACAGCGGAUGUGUGGCGUAUAAAAACAAACAGGACGUCGCUGUCAGAUCACUGUACCUUUCCAGGACACCAAGAGGAGAUCUCAAAAGGAUAAAGCGUCACAAAGUUCUACUCUCGAAUCCAAUCAGUCUUCUGUCGUUGUUUUUCUCACCAUGAAAGCCAUCAGUCCUGUCCGCUCGGUGAGGAGCUGCUACAAGGCCGUGUGCUGCAUCUCAGAGCAGAGUCUCGCCAUCAGCCGGAAUAAACACUCGUGUCUUGAGGAGCCGGUGGGCGCCCUGUGUGACAUGAACGACUGCUACUCCAAGCUGAAAGAGCUGGUGCCGAGUAUCCCGCAAAACAAGUCGGUGAGCCAGGUGGAGAUCCUGCAGCAUGUCAUCGACUACAUCUUCGACCUGCAGAUCGCGCUUGAAGCGGAGGACGCAGCGGCACCGGAGAUGGUUCUGUCAAUAAAGGUGAGGGCUGAUGCUUGACAUAACAUCAACUACAUGCAUAACCACAUACAUUACUUACCAGUGCGUAAAAAAGUACACAUCUGUGGUGUUUUUGCGUGGAUUCUGGAUUGUGUAUUCUUGCAACUUGUGCGUAAUUUCUGAUUUCUGUUUGCACGCACGAUAAUGUUUGUUGGAACGUGUAGUAUGGAGCUGUAGCGAUGCCAGUUUUGAAACGUACUGGAAUAAGGUCCCUUGGCUAAUAGUUUGUCUUGAAUUAAGUGUGUUUUCCAUCUGGGUCUAAAACUUCUCCUUUCUGUCUCCAUCUAGACUGCGGAUCUUGCGCGCAAUUUCUCCAAAGAAGGAGGACGAUUGUGCCAUUAGGCUGUUACAAAGAUGACAGACUGUGGUAUGUAUUGAUUCUCAUACAAUAAUCGUCUUAUUUUCUGUUUCGAGGAAAAACAAAACCACAAGUUGAAUGUACUCGGAAACAUUAUGCCUUCAGAAGACCCCCGUGCAUUCAACAGUAGCUUGUUUUAGCAUAUCAGAUAAAGUAAAAACGUGGAAAUGCCACUGGGAACAGUGUUGGCAAUGAUGUGAAGGUCUCCCUGUCCCUCCACAUUCACCGUGGCUGCCAAUUAGACAGGCUCAGUGAAUGUGUAGCGGAUUCAUUGCUAUCUGCCUGGGGUUAAUGAAAGUUCCAUGCUAGGCGCCAGUCUGUCUGCUCUCCUCUGCAGGGAGGGAGGGAGGGAGAGAGGGGGAGAGAUCUGACUUCACUUUUCUUCCUUUCUCUCCAUGCAGGUGCAGGGAAACACAUGUCUCCACUUCACUCCGGGCAAGAGGACAAGAGGGGCAGAAAGGGUGGGAUAGGUAUUUGGAGGAGAAGAAGAAGAAGAAGGGGGAGGAGGAGGCGGAGGGAGGUGGAGGGUUUAAAGAAAGAAAGACAGAAAAUACAGAAAAAAGUGGACUGUUUCCUAAAUGAGAGGGGAUCAACGGUAGUGCAAGACCAAGAAAACAGAGACUCAUUCUUUGGCCCUUGGACAGACAAACCAACACACCAAAGCAGAAGCCAGGAUUGGAAAUUGGAGGCGGACCACCUUGAAAAGAACUGGGACCCCCUGUUUGUAGAAGUAGAAAUAUUAGUCCACCGUUCCUCAGUUUUGUUUUUGUUUUGUUUUUUUAGAUUUGAAUAUCUUUGUUGCGUUCCAAUCACACUUUCCAUGGCUUAAGUUCCACAUCCAACCUGACACCUGUCUACACCAAGUCUGGCACCAUCUCACCUAAGCAUUCCCCUCCCUCCUAAUCUGAUCCAUAAUAAUCCAGAGACUGUUACAGCUUCAUGUGAUUGUGUACAUAUCUGCUGUGGGUAUGUUUGGAUGGACGUCGGUUCUUUUCUGAAUUGGAGUUUGGGUUUUCUUAGGUAUAAUCAGAACUCUAUAAUAGAGUUUAUUGUAACCGUUUGUAGGGAUUGUGUUAUUUCUACAGACUAUGUGUCAUGAGUUUUGUAAACUCUUUAUUAUGAGGUUUGCUUUGUAUGUAUGUUCUUAUGUAAUGAAAUAAACAAAACGUGAAACAGUCUGG